This is a messenger RNA of Scophthalmus maximus (turbot), 5654 nucleotides long. RefSeq names its product collagen, type V, alpha 2b (gene col5a2b). The record is from RefSeq and is a predicted model, not a curated record. Gene Ontology annotation, molecular function: protein binding; extracellular matrix structural constituent. Bases 180 to 4952 code for a protein of 1590 amino acids. Lineage: Eukaryota; Metazoa; Chordata; Actinopteri; Pleuronectiformes; Scophthalmidae. The transcript has 55 exons.
UGCUUGUUUCAGUUUGCAGUGAUCGCUCAUCCAGGAGCCUGCUCCACUCAGGGAUAUUUGGAUUUCCCAGUCUGGAUGCUGUAGCCCGGCGUCCGGCUCACUCUUGACUUCCUCUGUCCCUGAUCCUCGGCGGCUGUGUGCGCGUGUGUGUGAGGACGCUGCGUGUCUGACAUUCAGACAUGGGCCCCUCGGUGCUCUCUAGGAUUACCUCGUGCCUCGCCAUCGUCGCCUUGGCUCAGGUGAUUGCAGUGACCUGCCAAGAAGAUAGCAAGAAAGACACCUGCACGGAAAAUGGAAAAGUCUACGCCAACGACGACAUGUGGAACCCGGAGCCGUGUCGGAUCUGCGUGUGCGACGCGGGGACUGCCGUGUGCGAGGACGUGGUGUGCGAGGACCUCGGCGACUGCCGGGAAGCGGUGACCCCGGACGGCGAGUGCUGCCCCGUGUGCGUGACAGCGGCCUCGACGUCGACGCCCGGCACAGGCCCCACCGCAGCUGCAGAUGAGAACAAAGGGGAGAGCUGUGCGGUCGACGGGCAAGUUUACGGCCACGACGACAUCUGGAAACCAGAGCCCUGUCGCGUGUGCGUCUGCGACAAUGGUGUCGCUGUCUGCGACGAGGUGCAGUGUGAAACCGUGCCCAACUGCGACAAGGUCGUCACACCCGAGGGCGAGUGCUGCCCUGUGUGCAGCACCUACGCCAGCGCUAGCAGGAUGAUUGAAAUCAUGGGCUUCAAGGGACAGAAAGGUGAACCAGGUGAUAUUCCAUAUGUGGUCGGGCUCCCUGGACCUCAAGGACCCUCGGGUCCUCCGGGAAGUCAGGGUCGCGCCGGACCAAGAGGCUUUAAAGGCAGACGGGGAUUCGCGGGGCCUCAAGGAUUUGACGGAGAGCCCGGUGUGCCAGGAAAUCCUGGCGAACCAGGAGCCCCAGGCCAUCCCUCCCACCCUGGGGGCAACCUCGUGACACAUAUGGCCUCAGGUUUCAGUGAGAAGGCUGGUAUGGCUGGGAUGUUGACAGGAUCGAGGGGUGAAGCAGGACCACGAGGACCUCCAGGUUCUACUGGAGUACCGGGUCCCAGUGGUGGCCAGGGACUCCCAGGAGAUGCUGGAGAGCCAGGACCAAUGGGUGAGCCGGGUCAUCGAGGACCAGAAGGUCCAGCAGGAAAACCCGGAGCUGACGGAGAACCUGGUGCUGCAGGUACUACAGGAGAACCAGGAUAUCCAGGAUCUAUGGGUGCAAGAGGAUUCCCAGGACUCCCAGGUCUUCCAGGACUGAAAGGUCACAAGGGAAAUGCCGGCCUUCUCGGGUCAAGAGGCGAGUCUGGAGCAGUUGGGACGAAGGGUACAUCUGGUACUCCCGGUGCCAUGGGUGCUCCUGGUCCACUGGGGCCAGCGGGUCUGCAGGGAGAACGAGGCCGAGUCGGCCCAACUGGGCCUAUUGGAAAACGUGGUGCAUCCGGCGACGUCGGCAAACCAGGUCCUCUGGGUCCACUGGGAAUCCCCGGAGUAGCAGGAUUUCCCGGUAACCCAGGAAUGAAGGGUGAAGCGGGACCGACCGGGGUGAGAGGAAGUCAAGGACAGCAGGGACCCAGAGGGGACGCUGGGCAUGGAGGACCACCCGGACCAACGGGACAGCAGGGUGCAGAAGGAACUGAUGGAGCUCCUGGCUCUCGUGGCCAAACAGGUCUGGCAGGUGUUCAGGGUCCGGCGGGUUUGCUGGGCCCAGCCGGUCCCCCCGGCCCCCAGGGAACUACAGGAACAGAAGGGCCAAAGGGCCAAUUGGGUGAUGGCGGCAUGCCUGGAUUCAAAGGAGAAGCUGGACACAAGGGGGAAAGAGGUGACCACGGUGCCCCAGGUCCACUAGGCCCCAUGGGAGAUGAUGGGAAACGUGGACCACGAGGUGAUGCCGGAUCCAUCGGCCCCCAAGGACCUCCAGGGGAGGCAGGAACUCCAGGAAAUAGGGGUUUCCCAGGUGCGGAUGGUUUGCCAGGGCAAAAGGGAGCCCAGGGUGAAAGAGGGCUGCUAGGGUCAACCGGCGCCAAAGGUUUGGUGGGAGAUCUGGGACGCAGCGGAGAGCCGGGUUUAACAGGAGCGCGGGGUCUGACUGGACUUAUCGGCGCUCAGGGAGCAGAGGGAAAACAAGGACCCAUGGGCUCAGCAGGAGAGGAUGGCAAACAAGGCCCAGCCGGUUCUACUGGAAACAGAGGAGCUGCUGGCCCCAUGGGCCUGCCCGGACCCAAAGGCUUUGCUGGUGAUGCUGGGAAGGUCGGAGAGGCUGGAAGUUCUGGACCCCCAGGUCAAAAGGGACUGAAUGGAAAAGACGGAGAAGAAGGCGCAGCUGGACCAGCCGGCCCGGCCGGUCCUGCAGGGAAACGAGGAGAGCACGGACCACAGGGACUUCACGGUUUCCAGGGUUUGCCCGGAAUGCCAGGCCCACCUGGAGAGUCAGGAAAACCAGGCAAUGAGGGUCUUGCUGGAGAGGCUGGGACUGGCGGCGGUACUGGUCCACGGGGAGAAAGAGGCCCCCCAGGAGAAAGAGGAGAGAUCGGACCCAAUGGGCUGCAGGGACCCAAAGGUGGUGCAGGUGGACCAGGAACAGAUGGGCCAAAGGGUAGUGCAGGUCCAACGGGUGGUGUUGGUGAGCCAGGGGGUCCAGGACUUCAGGGGAUGCCAGGGGAGAGGGGCAUUUCUGGACCUUCGGGCCCAAAAGGAGAUGGUGGUUCUGUUGGAGAGAAAGGACUCGAGGGUCAAGCGGGAGCUGAUGGUGCACGGGGACUUCCUGGUCCUGUUGGACCUGUUGGCUCCGGUGGACCCAACGGAGAUAAGGGUGAAACCGGCCCACCGGGACCUGCAGGACGCCGAGGCUCAAGGGGAAUCGCUGGUUCUACUGGUGAGCCCGGUGCAACUGGUGCUGUUGGAUUCCCUGGAACUUCUGGUCCCGAUGGUCAACCUGGGGUCAAAGGUGAAACAGGCGAGCCAGGCCUGAAGGGAGAGGUGGGACCGUUUGGACCUCAAGGGACGGCUGGCAAACCAGGAGCACAGGGACCUGGUGGUGUGACUGGAUUGAAAGGCGGCAGAGGGACACAGGGUCAAACGGGCUCUCCUGGAUUUCCCGGGUUGCCCGGAGGAGUUGGAACACCAGGUUCUUUUGGUGCUGUUGGGGCAGACGGGCCCAUAGGUGCUCCGGGAAAGCAGGGCCCCCCUGGGAUCCUGGGAGAGAAUGGGGGUCAGGGACGUCAAGGAGAGGCAGGACCUGCAGGCCCACCUGGCAUCCUCGGAGAGAAGGGAGACUCUGGGGAGGACGGUCCUUCGGGGCCUGACGGGCCUCCGGGACCUGCUGGCGCCGCAGGACAGCGAGGAAUUGUGGGUCAGCCUGGACUCAGAGGAGAGGGAGGCAUGCUGGGACUGCCAGGUCCUGCUGGUCCACCGGGAAAGUCUGGAACCCCUGGAAUACAGGGCGGCAAAGGGCCCGCUGGAGGAGUUGGGUUACCAGGAGCCACUGGGCCAAGAGGAGAUGCCGGCCCGGAGGGUAUUGCUGGAGCAGAGGGGUCACCUGGUAAAGAUGGCCUAGUAGGGGAAAGGGGAGACAGGGGAAAUCUUGGACCAGAGGGUCUGGCUGGUGUUCCAGGGUCUCCUGGAACUGAAGGUCCGGUGGGAUUCACCGGCAGUCCAGGAGAAAUUGGUGAAAAUGGUGCCAAAGGCUCCCCUGGACCCCAAGGACAACCUGGAGUACGGGGGAAAGUGGGUCCUCAAGGACCACAGGGAGAGAAGGGGACCCCUGGAGAGCAAGGAGAGCGGGGUCAGAAAGGACACAGAGGUUUCACUGGUCUCCACGGUCUCCCCGGCACUACCGGUGCUACAGGGGAUCUAGGAUCUACAGGUAUUGUUGGACCAGCUGGGCCAAGGGGACCUCCCGGAGUGUCAGGUCCUCCCGGAAAGGAAGGAAACAUUGGCCAGCCUGGACCAAUGGGACCUCCCGGAAGCAGAGGAUCCGGUGGAGACAUCGGAGCACAGGGUCCACCUGGUGAAGCCGGACCUGCCGGCCGUCCAGGCCCCCCGGGACCUCCCACCGCAGCCAUGGAAGACCUCAUGGUCGCCCCAGAGGACUACGAUGGCAACGGCGUCAUGUCGGAAGCUUUGGAAUUCGUCGAGGACGACGGGGCGGCUGAUCGUCCUCCGCCUCCAGAGUUCAACGGGGACGAGGCCCUUCCCAAUAAGAAGGAAGCCCUCCUGCGCGCCGACACCGGUGUCCACGCCACACUGAAGACCCUCAGCGGACAUCUGCACAACCUGCACAGCCCUGACGGCAGCAAGAUGAACCCCGCGAAAACCUGCCAGGACAUCAAGCAGUGUUACCCCCAGAAAAAGAGCGGUGAGUACUGGCUGGAUCCAAAUCAAGGAAGCCCAAAAGACGCCAUCAGGGUUUUCUGCAAUAUGGAAAAUGGUGAAACCUGCAUCUCCGCCAAUCCGGCAAACAUUCCCAGCAAGGCCUGGUGGACGGAAUCCAGUCCCAGCGCCAGCAAACCCGUUUGGUUUGGAGCCAACAUGAACGGUGGCACCAGAUUCGGCUACGGGAAUGGAGAGGAGCAGCCCAACGCUGUGGCUGUUCAAAUGAAGCUGCUGCAGCUGUUGUCCAAGGAGUCGCACCAGAACAUCACCUACCACUGCAGGAACAGCGUGGCUUACAAAGACGCAAAGAGCAGCAACCUGAAGAAAGCUCUGGUCCUGCGAGGCUCUAACGGCCAGGAGCUGAGAGCGCAGGGAAACAACCGCCUCCGAUACACCGUCCUCGAGGAUGGCUGCUCACAAUCAAAUGGACAGUGGGGCAAGACAGUGAUCGAGUACAGGACUCAAACUUCAGCCAGGCUGCCCGUUGUGGACUUGGCCCCCAUGGACAUCGGAAAGCCUGAUCAGGAGUUCGGCCUGGACAUUGGCCCCGUGUGCUUCUCGUAAAAAAAAAAAAGAAGCAAACACCCGACACGAGACGCAACUCAAAUAGCCCUUUUUGUAGAGGAGUAACAUCAUCACCAGAAAUUAUAGUAUAUGGACUCCUCUUUCUGUGAGCGUACAAGUCGAUCAAGGUUCUUCACACGCGACGCUGCAUUUCCCGUAAGAUGUCGGAGUACUGCUGUAUCUGCGGACGAGAAGUGUGUGACUGGUGGGACUCCGACAUAAUUUAUUCACCGCAUAAGUAAACUUUACAAUCUAGAGCGCAAGUGCUCUGUGGGGGGAAAUGCAUGUGGGUGUAAAAAAAAGAAGAAAAAGAAAUGCUGAGGUGUUGAAUAAAAGAAAGAAAGAAAGAAAGUGGAAUAACAUCCAGUAUUAAUAAAUCUUAAAGAAAUGUAUAAAAGUUUUUAGUGGGAGGAUUUUGUCGAAGAAUUGAUGGUUAUACAGCAAAGCGUCAAACCUUCUCAUUUUUAAAUAGUGAUGGAUGUCUUUUCCAGGUACCUGGUAGGGCUAGAGUUUAUAAGGCAAUGACUUAAGUUAAUAUUGAAGAAAUAAAAAAACAUGCUUGAACCUAAAUUAUUCAGUUCUGUGCAGGACCUCAUUUACUCACCCCCAACAACUUGUAAAUGAAACGUGUGACUGUAAAUUGCAAAUUACCUGUUCAUUUUUUGACUGUGGAUGUGGAAUAAAAAAAGUCUGUCUUUGGAA